AUGGACAAGAUCUCCAGCAACGAAGGAAAGCCGAUAAGAUGCAAAGCAGCAAUAUGUAGAAAAGCUGGCGAAGCAUUGGUGAUAGAAGAGAUCCAAGUUUAUCCACCUCAAGCUUACGAAGUUCGGAUUAAGAUCCUAUGCACUUCUAUAUGUCACACUGAUGUUACUAAGUGGAAAGAAGACACUGGACCGCUUGCAAGGUUUCCUAGGAUUUUUGGACAUGAAGCAGUCGGCGUGGUCGAGAGCGUUGGAGAACACGUGGACGGAUUUAAACAAGGUGACGUCGUUUUACCGGUGUUUCAUCCUCACUGUGAGGAAUGUAAAGACUGCAAAUCUCCGAAGAGCAACUGGUGCGCAAGGUUUUGCGACGAUAGCUUAUCGAACACAAGAAGAUACGGAACGAGCUCAAGAUUCAAAGACUCUUCCGGCGAGAUCAUCCACCAUUUUUUCUAUGUCUCGAGUUUCACCGAAUAUACCGUCGUGGAUAUCGUCCAUCUCGUCAAAAUCUCUCCCGAGAUCCCCGUUCGAACAGCGGUUUUGCUCGGCUGCUGCGUCUCCACAGGUGUUGGAGCUGCAUGGAAGGUGGCUGACGUGGAGGAAGGUUCCACAGUCGCUAUCUUUGGCCUUGGUGCUGUUGGACUUGCGGUUGCAGAAGGCGCAAGGCUGCGUGGGGCUGCAAAGAUUAUUGGCGUGGAUCUCAAUCCCGACAAAUUUGAAAUAGGUAAACAAUUCGGGAUCACGGAUUUCAUCAACCCUGCUAUCUCUAAAGAGAAAAGAAUCAGCCAGGUGAUUAAAGAAAUGACACAAGGAGGAGGAGUUGACUACAGUUUUGAAUGCAUUGGUUUAGCUUCUUUGAUGGAGGAGGCUUUCAACAGCAUUCGCACGGGAUCGGGUAAAACAGUAAUAGUGGGGAUGGAAAAAAAUGAUUCACCGAUAAGCUUGGGUAGUCGUUAUCUUCUCAGAGGCAGAACUAUAUGCGGAACUUUAUUUGGCGGUUUGAAAUCUAAACUUGAUAUUCCCAUUCUCGUGGAUCGUUAUUUGAAAAAGGAGCUUAAUCUGGAUGGUCUGAUUACACACGAACUAAGCUUCGUGGAAAUUAAUAAAGCUUUCGAUUUAAUGGUGGAAGGAAAUUGUAUCCGUUGCGUUCUAUGGAUGGAUCAAUAA
Microthlaspi erraticum is the source of this 1164-nucleotide messenger RNA. NCBI's taxonomy places the organism in Eukaryota, Viridiplantae, Streptophyta, Magnoliopsida, Brassicales, Brassicaceae. The record is from the annotation of a GenBank genome assembly.